AUGAUGCAUAUCUUUAUGGAGCAAGGGCAAGGACCACAACAACCUCAACGUCCACAGCAGCAGGCAGGACCUCAAAGACAAGUUGUUGUAAGAAGAUUCCAAAUUGCAUUUCGGCUGGAUUUGUUGCUUAUACUUAAGCUAGUAGCUGUAAUAUUUUUGUUCAACCAAGAUGGAUCGAGACAGAGGCUGGCACUCCUUGUGUUCUUUGCUUCACUUCUCUAUUUGUAUCAAACUGGAGUUCUCACACCGUUGAUAAGAUGGAUAAGAUGGCUUUCACAAGGCAUGCAGAGAGCAGCUGCGCCUCCUCGUCCAUCUGUGCUUGCUGCCAGAGCAGAGAAUGUUCCUGCUGCUGGAAGGCAGAGCAAUGAAAAUGCUGCUUUGGCAGAGGGACAAGGAGGAGAAGAGAAUGAGAACCGGCCAGCAGAUGAUGGUAAUCGGGUGGUUGAGAAUGAGAAUGCAGCAGACCCUUGUUUAGAAAAUGGUGGUAAUCACUGGUGGGGAAUUGUUAAGGAAAUCCAGAUGAUUGUUUUUGGCUUCAUCACAUUCCUUCUUCCAGGCUUUCACAACAUAGAGUAGAUCAGUACUUUAGUGAAUGAUUGAGCCUUCUGAACUUACUCAGUAGCAGGCAAAA
This is a messenger RNA of Durio zibethinus, 631 nucleotides long. NCBI's taxonomy places the organism in Eukaryota, Viridiplantae, Streptophyta, Magnoliopsida, Malvales, Malvaceae. The record is from RefSeq and is a predicted model, not a curated record.